UCAAGAGUACUACAGCAUAUUUUGCUCUCCUAAUGAAAUCUAGUUCAGGAUCCCUCUUUGGCUCUAUGUUCUUUCCUAGUACUUAUUAUCCAAAAUGUCAAGCGCUUGAGAAACCAAACUAGGUCAUAUUUUUCGAAGCUUUCUGCUUUUAGAAAAAUGGUGAAAAUUUUCUUCUUGUCAAAUAUGAACCUUGUGUGAUAUUUCAGGAAAACUCGAACUUGUAUUCACACUCCAGGAUACCCUCCCAUGAUACCUGAUGAUCUAACAAACUCGAAAUUGUUAGCUUCAUUGGAUGGAGCAAAACUAGUCUAUUUUGAUGGAAGACUACAUGAAACUGCUCUAGUUGUAGCUCAGGAGGCAACUCGCAGAGGCAUUCCUAUUCUAAUUGAUGCAGAAAGGAAGAGGGAAGGGCUGGAUGAUCUUUUGAGUUUAUCUAGCUAUGCUAUAUGCUCAGCAAAAUUUCCACAGGCUUGGACCGAGGCUCCGUCUGUCCCUAGCGCACUUGUAUCCAUGCUUUUAAAAUUGCCAAGUAUCAAGUUUGUGAUUGUCACAUUAGGUGAAGAGGGCUGUCUAAUGCUAGAGAGAAAAUGUUCAUUCUGAAGAAGUGGAUGUGGAUGAUUUAUUGGAGAUGCUGAAGGACAAAAAGGAUAAUAACACAACCAUACCUAUAUGCAUACCAUCG
Molecule: messenger RNA, 682 nt
Organism: Olea europaea var. sylvestris
Lineage: Eukaryota; Viridiplantae; Streptophyta; Magnoliopsida; Lamiales; Oleaceae
Exons: 4
Coding region: 247-600 (117 amino acids)
Source: RefSeq, a predicted model, not a curated record